Messenger RNA from Fonsecaea monophora, 2052 nucleotides. RefSeq lists its product as hypothetical. Gene Ontology annotation, molecular function: zinc ion binding; DNA-binding transcription factor activity, RNA polymerase II-specific; transcription cis-regulatory region binding. NCBI's taxonomy places the organism in Eukaryota, Fungi, Ascomycota, Eurotiomycetes, Chaetothyriales, Herpotrichiellaceae. The record is from RefSeq and is a predicted model, not a curated record. The coding region runs from base 1 to 2052 and encodes 683 amino acids. Gene Ontology annotation, cellular component: nucleus. Gene Ontology annotation, biological process: DNA-templated transcription; regulation of DNA-templated transcription. The transcript has 6 exons.
AUGUCCAAUGGCCCCAACCAACUACUGGUAGAAUUGGAAGAUGAGAUCCAGAAGUUGAGACGAGAGCUCAAGUCUGUUUCACAGGCUGCAAAAGGGGUCCCGGCUGAUGAUUCGAAUUCUCUACGGAGUCCAGAAUUGUCCAGGCCUCCCGUCAAUGACAGCGACUCGCUUCCAAAUGAAGACACUCAGCCUAUCAUCUCGCAGUCUUUCACCCCUACACAGGGCGAAAAGCAAGAUCACACAACGGACAUUUCUAGAUCUGACCGAUUGCUCAACAUCGAGCAACCUACUCCAUCAGCUUCAGCGUUCAAUGUCUCUCCUGUGGUCCAGGACAAUGGCCGAACCGGGCACGAGCGACAGAGUUCUGAAGCAGAGCCCGACAUUGACUACAUGCAUUAUCAGCACUUGAAUGCUCCAGUUACCGCCGUUCAGUCCAUGGGAUCCACGUCUCCUGACUCAGAAAAGGUUCUUCAUUCAGCGGGCCUCGACGAUGGCAGCAUCCAUUAUGGUCAAACCUCGCAGGCAUUGACAGAGGCAUUGACACCUCCAUCUGUUGAAACAUCAGACGUCGUGUUGGACAUCUUCAAGGAUGAGUCCCAGGCACGACUGCUCUUCGCAUCCUAUUUUGAAGGGGGUAAUCCUUAUCUUCCCAUGUUCGAUCCCAUCGUGGAUACCUUCGACUCUAUCCGAGCCCGUUCGCCUUUUUGCCUGAUUGCAAUUCUAUUCAUCGCGCUGAAACAGAAAUCAGGGAUCGUGCACAAAGUCACCACGGACCUGCAGAAAACAGUGCGAGAAGCUUGUCUACAAGAGGCUCGUCGCCAGGUAUGCGACAGUAUCUUCGAGAGUCCCACGCUCGAGAGUGUGCAGGCAAUGACGCUGCUGGCAGCAAAUGCGGAGAAGAGUUGGUUCGCAAUUGGACAUGCUCACGAAAUGGCCCUGGAAUUGGGCUUGGACUCUGCACUUGAUGAGUUGCUCAGUGCAGGCUCCUUGACAACUGAUCGAGCACACUUCCACAGUGGCAGUCGCAGAGCCCGUACGUGGCUCAUCUUAUAUCACAUUGAGCGCGAGCUUGCGGUCGGGACUGCAAGGAAACCACGCAUUCGUCAACUUGACACGGCGUCACUGAGGCAUUAUCUGGAUCUGCCUGUCUCCUAUCCCAGUGAUAUGAGAUUCGUAGCUACUAUCGAGAUUGUGCAACUUCGCGCUGAUAUCCAGCGCCAAAUCGAAACUACCACUUCACUACCUGCCAUUUCUGAGAGCGCGCCACGAGAAUUCGAACAGAAGGCUCAAGAAUGGUUCCAGUACUGGGAUGGCCGGUUCAAAGCAUACAAUGUGACCGAGGACUCGCUUAAUCGAAUCAGCCUACGGACCCAGAAGAACUAUUCAGCCAUCACAAUCUGCUGUACCAUCCUUGGUAGAUUACACAAGAACACAGACACACACAUGCUGCCGACCAUGGAUGAAAUUGUCCGUCGAACUGCUGAGACCGUAUCCGAUCAGCUCUGUCUCAUCGAACACUCGAGAUCCUACAGAUGGCAUUUCCGAUGGGCACCUACGUAUUCCGCCCUGAUGCUCACAUUCAGUUCUGAUGGCCCAGCAGUAGUUCUCGCCCUUCAACUCGCGCAUCGCUGGCCGACGUAUUUGGACAAAUCUCGGACAGAGAGACAGGUCAGGUCCGUCAUUGGCCUGUUGGAGACACAUCCCUACCAAAACCUAGCAUUUCAGGUCAAGAGCAUGCUUGACAGAUCAGCAGAUGAGCAUUUAUCGUCGCGACGACGUAAUUCGACCAUGUCAGGCGAGUACUCGAGGCAAAAUGCAUCAUCGCAGAUCAGCAGACAACAUAAUCCUCCGCCCGAGAACAAUGCACCAGCUAGAAUUGACGACGACAGUGGUAUUCUACCGAGCAACCAAUGCAGGGAGACUUCAGUUGUCGAAGCCGAGAAUCUGGACUGGCUCUCUGGGGGUUCGAUUCUUGAAAACUGGACCCUGCUCGAGCUGGGGAACUCGUCGCCAUACGAUAUGUCUAUGUUCAGUGGGGUAGGAGCAAUAUAG